AUGUCCGAAAGAGAGGAAAACGUGUACAAGGCGAAACUCGCCGAACAGGCGGAAAGAUACGAUGAAAUGGUAGAAUCCAUGAAAAAAGUAGCAUCGUUAGAUGUUGAAUUAUCCGUAGAAGAACGAAACCUGUUAUCUGUAGCAUAUAAAAAUGUGAUUGGAGCUCGGCGUGCAAGUUGGCGCAUAAUUUCAAGUAUUGAACAGAAAGAAGAGAACAAAGGUGCUGAAGAAAAGCUAGAGAUGAUCCGCCAAUAUAGAUCGCAGGUUGAGAAAGAAUUACGGGAUAUUUGUUCAGACAUUCUAAAUGUACUUGAUAAACAUUUAAUAGCAUGUGCUGCUUCUGGUGAAUCUAAAGUUUUCUAUUAUAAGAUGAAAGGUGACUACCACAGAUACCUGGCCGAAUUCGCUACUGGAGAUGACAGAAAAGAAGCCGCUGAACAUUCUCUGGUCGCCUAUAAAGCCGCUAGUGAUAUCGCUAAUCAAGACUUACCUCCUACUCACCCAAUAAGGUUGGGUUUGGCAUUGAAUUUUUCUGUAUUCUACUAUGAGAUUCUCAACACACCUGAUAGAGCUUGUCAUUUAGCUAAAAAAGCUUUUGAUGAAGCAAUUGCUGAAUUGGACACGUUAUCCGAAGAGAGCUAUAAAGAUUCUACACUUAUAAUGCAGUUGUUAAGGGACAACCUAACCUUGUGGACUUCAGAUAUGCAAGGAGAUGGUACAGAAGCUGAACCUAAAGAGCAGCUUCAAGAUGUUGAAGAUCAAGAUGUCUCAUAA
Macrosiphum euphorbiae (potato aphid) is the source of this 774-nucleotide messenger RNA. The record is from the annotation of a GenBank genome assembly. NCBI's taxonomy places the organism in Eukaryota, Metazoa, Arthropoda, Insecta, Hemiptera, Aphididae.